Sinocyclocheilus rhinocerous is the source of this 3189-nucleotide messenger RNA. RefSeq names its product mannosidase, alpha, class 1B, member 1b (gene man1b1b). The record is from RefSeq and is a predicted model, not a curated record. The transcript is spliced from 14 exons. Gene Ontology annotation, molecular function: mannosyl-oligosaccharide 1,2-alpha-mannosidase activity; calcium ion binding. NCBI's taxonomy places the organism in Eukaryota, Metazoa, Chordata, Actinopteri, Cypriniformes, Cyprinidae. Gene Ontology annotation, cellular component: membrane; endoplasmic reticulum. Gene Ontology annotation, biological process: mannose trimming involved in glycoprotein ERAD pathway; carbohydrate metabolic process. The coding region runs from base 537 to 2447 and encodes 636 amino acids.
GCUGCUAGUGUACUGUACAACAACAGCUGGCUUGUCUUCGUCUCCAGGAAAUCACUUGAAACCUGUUCCGAAAAAAAAUGGCUGCAAUAUGCUACAUUUAAACCUUUAGGAUUUUCAGACGCGUCGCUUGGAAAGUCGCAUGGUGUUCGGCACAGUUGAAGAGUCGAAUGGGAUUUUUGUGAGUGUGAGUGAUCGCUGGUGAGCUCUAGGCCCUUCAGUGAUGCCUCGGACCGUCGUGAGAUCCUGAGCCGAUCAGAGCUCCGCUUCACACAGCUGGACGCUCGAUGUAACGUUACUCCAGGAAGAGAGUACUGUAUGUGCCAGCCAGCUGCCCACGCAGCUACUGUCAGGACUGACGGUGUCUUAACGCCUAGUGAACUGCCUAACUAGACAGCACUUUUCAACAUCAUAGUCAACCCAGAAAUGUUGUACAGGUAGGCAGCUCUGUAGGUUUUUAGACAAAGUUUGUUCUCUCUCUGUGUACACAGAAACCUGGCCACUGAGUUUAUAAACAGUCUGGAGAGAGACAGUGAAUCAUGCUGCCUCCAUCAAGAAGGGAUUUUGUAUCUCUGACUCUCAGCGAAAGUGGCAGCUACACCAACAGCAAGCAGUGGCGCCGGCAGUCCUGCUGGAGGAAAUGGAAACAGCUGUCCAGAUUGCAGCGCAGCUUGAUCCUGUUUACACUCAUGCUGUUGUUGGUUUGUGGAAUUGCCACAUCUCCCACUCUCAUAGGGCACUGGAGAGAUGGUGUGGUAGGGGAGAACGGGUACGAUGGAAAACAGCCAUUUGUUGUCAACCUGAAAAAUGAGUACAAGUCCAUUCUUCCUGAUCCGCCCUCUGAGAAAAAGGACUACCGUAGACGUGGACCUCCUGUCUUGCAGAACCGUUUGCAAACCAAAACAAAUGUUUCGGGUCUGUUGGGAGUAGAAAAUCAGGGACUGGACCUGAAGAAUGAAAAUAAAGGAUCUGAAGGAGGAAAGCCAAUCAUUAGUUGGCGUGGAGCUGUGAUAGAAGAAGAACAGGCAUCUGAUACUGACACCAAAGACACAGACAUCCAAGACGACCCAGCUUCAUUAGCACAUGCUGAGAGCAGGCUGGAGGCUGUGAGGGAAGCUUUUAGACAUGCCUGGAAGGGUUACAAGAACUUUGCUUGGGGUCACGAUGAGCUAAAACCAAUCUCUAAUUCAUAUGGAGAGUGGUUUGGACUUGGGCUGACCCUAAUUGAUGCUCUGGACACCAUGUGGAUCUUGGGUCUCAAAGAGGAGUUUGCAGAGGCCAGGGAGUGGGUGGCCAGAGAGCUCUCCUUCAAUAAGAACGUGGAUGUUAAUCUGUUCGAGAGCACCAUUCGUAUACUGGGUGGCCUUCUGAGUACUUACCAUCUGACCGGAGACUCCAUGUUCCUGGAGAAAGCUAAAGAUAUUGGCUCCAGACUGAUGCCUGCCUUCAACACUGCCUCAAAAAUCCCCUAUUCGGAUGUGAAUAUUGGGAAGGGGACGGCUCAUCCUCCGCAGUGGACUUCAGACAGUACCGUAGCUGAGGUCACUAGCAUUCAGCUAGAAUUCAGAGAGCUCAGUCGACUUACCGGAGACCCCAAAUACAAGCUGGCUGUAAUGGAGGUGAUGAAGCAGGUGCACAAAUUGGAUGGAAAGCAAGAUGGGUUAGUGCCGAUGUUUAUCAAUACCCACAACGGGCUGUUCACCCAUCAGGGCAUUUACACACUGGGUGCCAGGGCUGACAGCUACUACGAGUACCUGCUGAAGCAGUGGAUACAAGGAGGCAAGACCGAGAACGAAUUGCUGGAUGACUACCUGCUGGCUGUGGAAGGCGUGAAGAAGAACCUCCUGAAGAAGUCUACUCCUUCCGAUCUUACAUUUGUAGGAGAGCUGUCCCAUGGCCACUUCAGUCCCAAAAUGGACCACUUGGUUUGUUUCCUGCCUGGCACACUUGCGCUGGGGGCACAUUAUGGCCUUCCUACGGAUCACAUGGAGCUGGCAAAACAGCUGAUGGAGACUUGCUACCAGAUGUACGCCCAGAUGGAGACAGGUCUGAGCCCGGAGAUAGCUCAUUUCAACAUGCAUGAGGGCAGCACACAGGAUGUAGAUGUAAAGAUUGCAGACCGACACAACCUUCUGCGGCCAGAGACUGUAGAGAGCCUCUUCUACAUGUACAGAUUCACUGAGGAUAAGAAGUACCAGCAGUGGGGCUGGGAGAUCCUACAGAACUUCAAUAAGUACACAAGGGUUCCCACCGGAGGUUAUACGUCCAUAAACAAUGUCCGUGACCCAGCCAAUCCCAACCCUCGAGACAAGAUGGAGAGCUUCUUCCUGGGUGAGACACUCAAAUACUUCUACCUGCUGUUUUCUAAUGACCCCAACCUUAUCAGCUUAGACAAGUACAUCUUCAACACUGAGGCCCAUCCUCUGCCCAUAUGGCCACAAGCAGAGUGAAGGACCCACAAGCACACGUGCAUAACCAAACACACCACUCUCAGGGCCAUGAACACAUUUGAUAUCCAAACUGCCAUCUUUUUCUACACUAGGAACUCUUUGUAAUUGAAAGUCACUAACUGGUAAAACAAAAUUAAAACAGCCAUGACAGAAACUGUUUGUAGAUGUGUAGUUUCUGAUUGUACUAGUAAUCUGUAUGUUUCUAUUAAUAGAGUUUCUUCAUUUUUUUUACUCUAUUGUUAUGCUGUCGAUCAGCUAGGCUGCUGAAUUAGCCCAUUGAAUCAGUAUGCGCAGUCUCUCAGCCCAAGCACAUGGACAAAAAUUGUUCAUACUGUGAAACCUUAUGGGGACUGCAAGCACUUUAAUGGUGUGUUUUGAGGUUUUAGUGUGUGUGUUUUCUUAUAAUGAAAGAAUUCUGUUGUUUCUGUUGUGGGGAUUUAGGGAGUCUUUCACCGUCAUCUGAUGGUCUAUUUAGCUUUGUAAAAAAAAAAUUUCUUUACAUUAUAAGUUUUAUUAUGCGAACAUUUGAAACAUUCGGUAUAGUUAUCAGGCAGCAUUGUAUGAAUUUUACCUUAUCUCGUGUUCAAGCACAUGCAAGGGGAAAUGUUUGUGUUUUUAUUAUUUCAAAUAUUUCUUUUAUUUUGAGUUUAAAACCCCAACCUUGCUGUGAGGGAUUUGUAAAAUUUAAUUCCUGUGAAUAGGAGAAAUGUACUUUUUUUUUUGUUGUUGAUCUUGGUGUUAG